Phytomonas sp. EM1 is the source of this 1878-nucleotide messenger RNA. Lineage: Eukaryota; Euglenozoa; Kinetoplastea; Trypanosomatida; Trypanosomatidae. The record is from the annotation of a GenBank genome assembly.
AUGGGCUACAUCAUCAAUGAGUUAUAUCGCUUCCGUAUGCUUGUGGGAGGGGUAUACUUGGGCAUCCUCAUCAGCUCGUCCUACGGCUUUAGCAUCUUUACGGAACAUCUCAAGAGCAAGUAUGGCUUUACUCAAAGCGAAAUAAGUACUAUUAGUACAGUUGGGAACUGUACUGGUUAUCUCAGUUUUUUUGCGGGCAUGCUAUUUGAUUUCAUGGGGCCUAAGGUGGUAAUUUUCAUAUCAGGCUGCCUAGGCAGUUUAGGGUUUAUGCUUUAUGGUCUUGCCUUCGAUGACAUUAUUCCGAAUAAUCACAAUAGACAGUCAAUGCUGGUUCAGUUCUGCGUAUUUAACACCAUCCUCUAUCUUGGAUGUCCUUCCCUUGAUGUGUGUGCGUUGAUGUCGCUCAUGCUCAACUUUCCUCUUGAACGCGGGUAUAUGGUAAUUAUUCAAAAAACUUUUUCUGGCCUCGGUACCGCAGUGAUUGUGGCCUACUUUAAUGCCUGGUUCAACAAAAGCGGUGGCGCAAUGUAUAGUUCAUAUGCUUACUUCCUAGCAAGUCAGUUUGUUAUUUAUUCAAUUGUGGGGAUCCUUACGAUUGAUUUGCCACCCUACUUCAUGUGUGAUUACACGAAAAAGCGUGCAUCAGCGGAGGAGAGAGCAGAGCGGGAGGAGACACGAAAGUAUUUUAUGACUCAGCACGCCUCAAAACGCCGUUUGCUAAUCGGCUGUACACUGACUAUUCUGAUGUUGAUCUUCGCGAUUAUCACCUCCAUCGUAUUAGGAUCUGGGAAUGUCUCUGGGGGCGUACGUUUUGCCCUCGGCAUUAUCGCUCUCAUUCUGGUUCUUCUCUUUAUGGUCAUGGCGUUUCCAUUCCAAUUUUUUGGCCGCUACACGCCAAUCCGAAAAUCACAUCCAAAAUUCUCGGUUUUAGGUUUCCCAGAGGGUGACGAUCUACAGGUAACAGAGACCGUACUGGGCCCUGCGCCGGAGGAAAUCAACAACAAUAGGGAGCCAGAUCACGAUUGCUAUCCGGAUCAAAGCGCUGAGGGGGUUCGUGACAUAAGUCUCAAGAAUGAAGGUCAAACUUACCGCGAGGUAGGUUCUUUGGAGCACUUGCAAGAAACAUCGUCGGAGAAGUCAGAACAGGAGAUGCAAAGCGCACCACUGGGUGAUCCGCAAAUCCAUGGGAGCUUCUGGAGCCAUCUGCUGACUUUGGAUUUGUGGCUUCUGUGGAUCACUUUCUUUGGCGUGUGGGGAACGGCUACCGUGAUGAUUAUGAAUGCCGCACAACUGUACCGCAGCAUUAACAUGGGCAAGAUCACUAAUACACAACUAACUCUGUACAUUACAAUUAUUAGUCUCGGAAGCGCGAUUGGGAGGCUUUCAAGCGGCGUGAUCGAUAUGUGGCUACUGAAUAAAAGCCAGAAGGGGCGUGCUACCAUGUCGAUCACCGCGUUAUUACCAGUAUCUGCCCUCCUCUUGACAGUCGGCUACCUCCUUUUCGCCAUUGUUGGUGCUCAUAUUCUCAUUAUACCUUUCUUUUUGGUUUCGUUGGGCAACGGACUGGGAUGGGGUCUUGGUGGACUUACAAUUCGUGCCAUAUAUGCUGAGGAUCUCGGCAAACACUACAAUUUUAUGUUUCUAUCAGGCUUCGUUUGUACGAUCACACUUAAUCGAUUUAUGUUCGGUGAGAUGUAUGAUAGGAGGGCUGAAAGGUACGGCACUCUACCAGACUGCAACCACCCGGACUGCGUGCGCCCCCAAAUGUGGAUUCUCAUGGCUGCGGACUUCGUAUCACUGUUGUCAUCUCUAAUUUUGUAUUUCCGCUACAAGCGGUUCGUAAUGCGUGAACUCUUAAAGCGAAAGGAAUCUGCAUAG